AGCUCCAGAUAGAAGCCCCAGGUGAUGGCUGUUGCUGAAGUCACUGCCAGUGCUUGCUACCUGCUUGUCAGCUGGAGGUCUGAUGUGCCUGCCACCGCUGGUGUUAGUCUAGGCACUCCCCAGCCCACCUCUGUCAGAACAUGGUCUAAGUAUUAGAGAGCCAAUAGUACAGUGGGUCAAUCCUGUUACUGUUUUGACAAGUUACAAUUGAGUUCAUACAAGCUCAUCAACGAUAAAGUACUUGAAGGAGAAGAAUAAAACAAGCUGAUCAUCCUUUGAAUAUUAAUCUACUUUUACCUCAGUAUUUCAUAGUUUGUUGAUAGUUUGGGUAAAUGAUGGCUCAGCUCCAGCAAGGAGGUCCAGAUGAAAAAGAGAAGACCACUGCAUUAAAGGAUUUAUUGUCUAGAAUAGACUUGGAUGAACUAAUGAAAAAAGAUGAGCCACCACUUGAAUUUCCUGAUACUUUGGAAGGAUUUGAGUACAUUUUUAAUGAAAAAGGGCAAUUAAGACACAUUAAAACUGGGGAACCGUUUGUUUUUAAUUAUCGUGAAGAUUUGCAUAGAUGGAACCAAAAGCGCUAUGAAGCCCUUGGAGAGAUCAUUACUAAAUACAUUUAUGAACUACUGCAGAACGAAUGCCACUUGAAGAAAGUAACUCUUCCAGUUGAUGCAAUUGAGACUGAACCAAAGAGCUUUAUCUUUAUGAGUGAAGAUGCAUUAGUAAAUCCUGACAAGCUGUUGGUCCUAAUUCAUGGUAAUGGUGUUGUCAGAGCUGGUCAGUGGGCUAGGAGACUUAUAAUUAAUGAAGAUCUGGACAGUGGGACACAGAUACCAUACAUAAAGAGAGCUAUUGAGGAAGGCUAUGGAGUAAUAGUUCUGAAUCCCAAUGAGAACUAUAUUGAAGUUGAGAAGACAAAAGCCCAAAUACAGCUGUCUUCUGAUAUCUCAGAUGAACCUGCAGAAAAGAGAGAAAGAAAAGAUAAAAUCCAGAAGGAAACAAAGAAGCGACGUGACUUCUAUGAAAAGUAUCGAAAUCCACAAAAAGAAAAAGAAACUAUGCAGAUCUAUAUUAGACUACUCCACUUUUCGUGUUUGAAAAAUGAACAAACACAUUUGAUGACAGGAUUGUGUUAUUUAUCGUGUGUCCCUUGCACUGGUUGCCAAAAAAAGGAUAAUGGCUCUCCUGAAGAACAUGCGAUUUAUGUUUGGGACCAUUUUAUUUCCCAGUCAGCUGCAGAGAAUGUGUUUUUUGUUGCUCACAGUUAUGGUGGACUUGCCUUUGUAGAGUUGAUGAUUCAACGAGAGGCAGAAGUAAAGAAUAGGGUAACUGCUGUGGCGUUGACAGACUCAGUUCACAAUGUGUGGCAUCAAGAAGUUGGGAAAACUAUUAGAGAGUGGAUGCGAGAGAACUGCUGUAACUGGGUGUCCAGCUCUGAGCCCCUGGACACAUCGGUGGAGUCCAUGCUUCCAGACUGCCCCCGUGUCUCUGCAGGUACAGAACGCCAUGAACUAACUUCUUGGAAGAGUUUCCCAUCUGUUUUCAAAUUCUUCAGUGAGGCUGUAAAGGCGAAGAACAGCUUGGUGAAACCAACCCCAACAAGGCGCUCCAACAGGAUAAAAUACGAAGAAUUCUAAAAAGAGGGGAGGAAAAAAACCCACCACCAUCAUCAAUGUCUUUGCUGCUUGUUUUCUGCAAGGAGUCUCCCAGCCCCUCAUUAGAUUGUUUUCUUCCUAGAGCACAGGGUCGUGAUGUAUACAUCUAAAUAGCGUUUUGCAUUAUUUCUAGAUGAGUGCAACUGUCAAAGCAAUAUGGGUUCACUGGUUGUGCUUCCUGUGGGCUGUAACUUGGAUUUUGUGCUGCCCAUCUGUCUGCAGAUUAAGGCUGACAGUGGUACUGCACAGUGCAGCAUGGUGCAGCUCUAAUUGCCCUGACAUAGCCCUGCACCAAGCUGAUGCCAGAAUUUAACAGCUUCUUUGCAGUCCUAUUGCCUGCAGGAUAUUUUGCAGCUUCCUUCUAUUUUGAGACAGAACAAAAUACGAAUUACUCUCUUCUAAAAGAUGGACCUAACUCAAACGUGUUAACCAGCCUAUGAUUUUACACCUAGUAGCCUUCUCUUUCUCUGGGACCAAGUGGAAUUGACUUCUAACUCUCUCACUUUUUGCUGGCAAGAGUGUCCGAGAAGUUUGUCCCAGAAUUCUAGAAAGGCUCGAUUGCUGAAGAGAUUUUCUCUUGCUAGAUCAACGGCGUUACCUGUAGAUCUUCUCUUCCUUGGGAAAGUUCUGCUUUAAAAAAUGCCUAUUCAUUAACAGGCUGGAUCACACUGUGAAAUAUGACAGCAAAAAAAAAAAAAAAAAGGACACACUGCAUUUUUUUUCUUUCUUUUUAAACACAAAAAUGCUUCCAUUUUCAUAUGCUGAGUUUGUAAUGACUUGCCAUCCCAUGAUUAUUCCCUUUUCCCUAAACUCGCAGGUUCCUCCUCACUUUCCCAGUCCCUCUGACAAAUGUUGGCCAGCAGGGCACUCUGUGUAGGGAUUUCACACCAUGCAUAGAGGGUGUGUGGCUGUAGCCAUUACUGUUGUCUUAGGUGGGUUUUCUGCUCUAAAACUAAGGGAAAAGAUGUGCUUGAUAGCAUGCCCAGUGAGCAAGCACUCUUAUUAAGCUCCUUUGGUGUUGAUAAUACUAAAUUAAAGUUAUCCUUUCUUUAGUGGCCAUGCCCACCUCGCCUCUGAUGCUGUUAGUGGCAAGGAGGCUCCACUCAGACAUGAGUUUUGGACCCAGUCCUGCCCUCUCCUCAUGCAGUGUGUCUAAUCCUACAGCUGGGGGCCAGAAGUGGUGGUGGGGAGCAUUAAAAUGAGACAAUGCCAAAGCAGGGGUACCCUUCUCUGCCACAGAGUAAAAGCGAAAGUGCUCAUAGUGAGGUGUAAAUGAAAACCCAGCUAGGUUUGGGCCUGAAUCCUCCAGAUGGGGGGCUCUGAGCACCUAGAGUGCUUACAUCCAUCCCUACCUGCACACACUGGCAGCAGGGCUUCACUUCCCCAGCUGCUGCUUCCUGUCAUCUCAGUGCAUUUGAGCUCUGCCAUUGGGGAAGGGUGCUUGGAGCAAACCCCUGGAGGGGCCAUACCUAUGUGCAGGGAAGUGCAGUAUCUGUGCCUGGCAGAUUUUCUUCCUGGAGGGGAACCUGUUGCUGAGGUGAGAGUACUGCACCCAGAUUCCUGUGGUGUCCGGUCUCUGUCCUCACUCCCAGUCAGAGGAUGCUGCUGCCUGAUCCCCCAUGGUGGUGGUCUACAACCCCCCCUCCCCAGGUGUGUGUCCACGCCAGCCCCCUGGACCCUGUGUGUUCAGGACAAGAGUUUACAUGGUGUCUGUGCUUCAUCCCACAGCCAGGGAAGGUGCAGAGGCCAGGGAAGUUUGUACGUGCACACAUAAGACCUGCCACUCUCCGUCUCUGUGGAAGUGAGAUGGACUCUCUAGGAUGCCCAAAUAUUGGAGAAGCAGAUCUAUUUUUUUAACUGUUGAUGAGAAGCAAACUACAUUUUUACAGUAACGCUUUCCAUUUUCUAAAAAAUUUUUCUUUACUGUGCCCUGGGCCCAGCUCACGUUAUCGCUCCUGUGGGGGGGCUGUAGAGCAGAGGGGAUCCUCACCACUGAUACUGCUCUGCUUGCAAUGAACAAAAAAUAAAUAUGCUCUCUUCUCUC
Molecule: messenger RNA, 3696 nt
Organism: Haemorhous mexicanus (house finch)
Lineage: Eukaryota; Metazoa; Chordata; Aves; Passeriformes; Fringillidae
Gene: ARB2A
Product: ARB2 cotranscriptional regulator A
Exons: 13
Coding region: 333-1634 (433 amino acids)
Biological process (GO): regulatory ncRNA-mediated heterochromatin formation
Cellular component (GO): nucleus
Molecular function (GO): siRNA binding
Source: RefSeq, a predicted model, not a curated record